UCAUCCCAACCAACCAAGCCACCGAGAUCACAUCUUGUAUCUACACCCAACCCAGAAGAUUCCGACAGACCUCCCGAAAACUCACCCGACUCACCAAUAACCACAAAGCUUACAAAAUGGUUUCUCUCGCCUACCUGAUUACCCUUGUGGCUGUGCUCGUCGCUGUCUCCCGGGCAGAUGAAGUGGCCAGCGCGAAGACCGAGCAAGUCGACGAGAAGUGGAUCUAUCCCGGCUACUACCGAAGAGGUUGGUGGGGAGGCAACGGGCUUUCCUUAUACGCGUGGAACCCCUAUCUCUACAGCCGUUACAGCACGGUCCUUGGUCAGAGCUGCUUCGGAGCCACGUUUUACCCCGUUAACUGGGGACUCGGGACUCGCUACUUUGUCAAGGCCAACGACGGCGAAGGCGCACACAGUGUCACCAGACGUGCAAUCGACCUUGAUGAUGCCGAGCAGCUUGUCCGUCGAGACGCUGGCGAAACGGUCACCUGUUCCGCCCAUGGCGCAGCUCCUCAAACUUUCUCCCUCAAGGAAUGCGUUGAGGCUGUCAACCAAAUGUCCGAGAAGAAACUUUCGACGGCUAGCCACGGCGGUUGCAAGGUGGCACUCGUCAGCGGCAACGAGAAAGUGGCCCCAGGUCUCAUUUCCGCGAAGGAUCUCCAGGCGGGUGUUCACAACAUCUUGAAUGCUUGUGCCAACCCAGACACCAAGGAAGCUGGUACCAGCAAGUCCGGCACCAAGAUCGACGAGAAACAAGUCGCCAUGAUCCUCACCAAGAACUGAGCUUUCCCCUUACCCAACAACACUCAGCUCUGGAUUCCUUUUAUGAUGUCCCAUUUUUCCUACUUCUUUCUGGUUUAGUUCUGCUUGUAUCGGUCUUGUCAAUAUCUCAGAAGUGUACCUCCGGCGACUAUAUAUGUUUAGGAUCUGUCAAUUAUUUUCUUUCUGCAAUAUAUCAAAUGGGUUUGUGAUUUGCUACAUA
Molecule: messenger RNA, 981 nt
Organism: Puccinia graminis f. sp. tritici CRL 75-36-700-3
Lineage: Eukaryota; Fungi; Basidiomycota; Pucciniomycetes; Pucciniales; Pucciniaceae
Exons: 5
Coding region: 117-782 (221 amino acids)
Source: RefSeq, a predicted model, not a curated record